Molecule: messenger RNA, 849 nt
Organism: Talaromyces amestolkiae
Lineage: Eukaryota; Fungi; Ascomycota; Eurotiomycetes; Eurotiales; Trichocomaceae
Exons: 4
Coding region: 1-849 (282 amino acids)
Molecular function (GO): protein binding
Source: RefSeq, a predicted model, not a curated record
AUGGCUCGCUUCAGCGCUAGUAAUAUUCUGGGCGAUCCUUUCGCAUUGGCCACCGUUUCUAUAUCAAUCCUUGCUUGGCUCAUCUCGUUUAUCGGUUCGAUCAUCGCCAAUGUUCAGACAGAUUUCCCCAACUACGUCUGGUGGGCGGUCGCCUACAUGAUCUGCGUCAUCGCUGGUAUCGUUGUCGUUAUGGGCUCUGAUACUAGCCUGGCAUAUGGCAAUGCAAUUACUGGAUAUCUUUCUGCUGGCCUGGUAUUCACCACUUUGGCUGUGAACUCUUUGGUUUACCAACCGCAACCAUCGAAGCAGGCUGCUGCUGCUGGUUUUAUCUUGUUGUCUAUGAUCAUUAUCAUCUGGAUAUUCUACUUUGGUUCCACACCCCAGGCAGGCCACCGCCGGACUAUCGACUCGUUCGCAUUGAAUAAGGAAGGAAAUUCGUACCACAACAGCCGCCCGCAAUCCAACGCUUUCGGCACUCGUCCUGGUACCACAGUCAGCCAGCCCCCUCAGAUGUACACCUCAGCUCAGCUCAAUGGAUUCGAGACAUCUUCGCCCAUGUCCGGCUACCCAGGUGGCCCCCCGGGCUCUGACAAGCGCAACACAACUGCCACCAACUUCCCUACCAGCGGUGCCGUGGACUCUUCGAAUGAAGUCAGUCAACCAACGGAAUACCCCUACAAGGCCAAGGCCAUCUACUCGUAUGAUGCGAACCCUGAUGAUGCCAAUGAAAUCAGCUUCGCCAAGGGCGAGGAACUCGAAGUAUCCGAUGUCAGCGGCCGAUGGUGGCAAGCAAGAAGAGCAAACGGAGAGACGGGUAUUGCCCCCUCGAAUUACCUCAUCUUGCUUUAG